AUGAGCUCAAACAAGUUUCUGGAGUGUCUGAGGAAAGUGGAAGUGAGUGCGAAAUCGCAAGAACUCGAGAAGAUUGCCAUGUGUUUGACUCAAGCGAAAAUGAAAGAAAUGAGACUGAAAAAGUUGGGAUGGAAGAGGAAAAAGUGAGUUUUCAUUGCACUUUCACAUUUUCAGUGAAGGUUCAGAGACGAAGUGAACUCCCCGAAGCAAAAAAGAACGAAGCGAAGUUAUCGUCUGCAAGAGAAACAGGUUUAUGUGAGCUUGCUGUUCAUUCCUACUGUUUUUGAAAUUCAUAGUUGCAGAUAAAGUACCAGACUUCGUACAAACUGAAAGAUCCUUCGUCCAGUCCGAUAUCCAAGUUCUCCAAUCUUCUUCUGACUCUUCUAAAGAACACAACGUCAUCGGAAGCAGAGGAGAAAUGGGCAUCGACGUUCAGACGGCUGAAGAGGUGACGGGAAAAGAAAGGGCUAUAAAUCAGAAUUCGAAUCGGGAUGACUGUUAAAGAUUAUGUUUAGAAGAAAGUGAAAGAAGAUAGAAUUUGCACUGAAUCUCACUUUGCCUACAUGAAUAGUCUGUUCUGAUGAUACGUCUCGGAUCAUUCAUGAAUUUUCGUUGUACUUUGAACUUUCCUGCACGAAUACGCAAAGUACAAAGACCUGUUCCCUUGAUGACGCACAUUCGAUCAAAGUUGAAUUGUUGGUUACACAAUUGGUUACACAAUUGGCAGAGAAACCCAAUGGCCCAUGUCAUCCGAAAAGAAACAGUCAGUUCCCAUAGACGGUUCGAAGCGUUCUUUCGGUUCUCGAGGGCACGGGGGACCUGGGACAUUUUGGAUAGACUGUUUUCAGGCUGAAUAAGAAUCUGGAAAAAAGCCGAUCGUCUACGUAUCGAACUAUAAGCAGAGAGCGUACGACUUGGUGAUUGACGACGACGACGACGAUGAUGAGCAGAGUAUGAAGGUGUGAAUUGACGCUAUCCGAUGGUUGACCAACAAUUGAACUAUUCAGAUUCCCAUUCCGAUGAGCCAUCCGCUGAUCCGAGACGGUCUCGCACUCCUCUCCACCGUUACUGGAAAUCGGAAAACUGGCAUUUCCGCGAGAAUUCUGAGCCCUAGAAUAGCUCCAUUAACAUCCAGCAACUCGAAAGGAAUCCUGUCCCCGUCAAUAUUCCCAUUUUACAAGGACGACGCAGAAGAACAGCUCUUUCCCAUUCCUGAGGUAUCCGCCCCUUUUCAAUCAGCGCCCUCAACUACCACUUCCAGUUGAUCGAAAAGUCAGGCUUUGAAAGAUCCGAAAAGGAUAAAUUGUUGGCUUUUCUUAUGGAAAUCUCAAGAACCCGACCCAUUUUGGACGAAGCCAUGAAAGUGUUCAGUUUGCGAGUACAACUCAAUCGCAACGUAUUUUUGCAGGUGAUCAAACUUCUCAAUCCUGAGAAACCGUCAGUUUCACCAUCGGAGAAGAGCCACGAAGAGUUUUCCGCUGCGUUGUCUGCCACUGAUAAUAUGAGCAAAGAUUUUGAAGGACUGGAAAAGUCGUUGAAUUCCGAACAGAAGAAAGAUUUGAAAACGAGCGGAUUCUCGUUUUUGGAGAUGCCACAGAUGGAGAAUCUCUUCGGAAAGUACAGUAGGUGUUGACAGUUGAGCUAACAGAGAAUGAUCACACUUUCAGACGCCGAUUCAAUUCUGACGCAGUCAGAAAUGCAGAGUUACGGCAACUACACCAAGGAUGAACGCCUUCUUUCUCUUUGGAAAUCAAUCGAGAACAUUGCGUAUCCGUUUGCCCACCGGAGAGUCAAAAGAGGUCCAAUCAUCAGAAUUGGGGGCUUCACAGUCUACUCGGCCCUAAAUCCAACCAUCCUGAGCCCGUACAUGUUCUCCCCGGUGUACGGUCUUUCCGUGCUCGGUCCAGUCAUAUUCUCCCCCAACAUAUUCUCUCCACUGAUCCUCAACCCUUCCGUGCUUUCUCCCUGGAUCUUCUCCCCCGCUUUCCCGCUUCCUUUCAUUCUCUCUCCGUACGUUCUCUCCCCGUACAUAUUCUCCCCGCUAGUGAUGGCUCCGUUUAUUCUGAAUCCGUACGUUCUGUCGCCCAACGUCUUCAACCCUUAUGUCCUUUCCCCUCUGGUCCUUUCUCCAUUGUUUCUGUGUCCCGACGUGUUCUCUCCGAUGGUUCUGGGAGGAGUCAUUUUGUCCCCCAACAGCUUCUCUCCAGCUAUUUUCUCCAAGUCCUAUGUUAUGGCUGCAGUACUUUCACCAACUGUUCUUUCAUAACAAUGAAAUGAAACGUCAGUCUGUUCCUGUACUCAAAUAGACCCCCAAUACUCCGUAGGCAACCCUCCGUCUGUGCAUAGAAGCGAUUAAAAUGUUUAACCGACUCCCUUUUCCGUUUCCGUCGACGGAAAUUCCCUCCUCUAACAGCAGUCAUCACCAUUCGUUUUGCAAUAAAUUUGUUUAUAUUUAUACACUCGCUCGCUCUUUUCCGCUGACCCGUCCGUUCGCCUUUCAAACGCCUGUUUCCCACCGAUUUCUGCUUCGGAUCAAUUAAAAUUGUGCAGUGAAGAGGAAAGAAGGAACGGAACGAACGGGCGGAAAAAGGGAAAUGCGACAGAUGUUCAACUUUUUGAGCCGAGAGAGUGAGAGCAAGCUCAUCAAUCCCUUCUCUUGCUCUCCGCAGUGAUCAUCCAUGUGUUUCGCGACACUAUUUUCUUUCGCUUCCUCUCUUUUUUCUCAUUUUUCAUCGGACACGAGGGGCACGGGCACGCGUUGGGUGGCUUGUUUUAUGAGUUUGUAACUUUUUUUGUAAGUGAAAUUUGACAGAAUAACUGAUCAAGAAUGUUUGUAGAUCCUCUCUGAACUUUUUUAAAAGUUAAAACUCAUUCGCUCUUAUUGCUUAAUAGGUCAGAAACCCUUAGUAUUUAUGUAUUCAUAUGAAGAAAAGAGGAAAGCUGCCAUCUGCAGGAAGAUUAUCCUAACUUGACGUUGUUUAUUCAGAGUGACAGAUAGAUCUCGGAGACGCACGAUUUAUAUAGAAUGAGAAGCUAAGUGAGGAUAAUUGGCGACGCCAUUUCUCUUUCUCUCUUUUGUUACUCUCCUUCUCUCCCCCCUCUUCACACCUUUCGAAUGCCACCCGUACGGUCCCAGUGGUUAUUGUUUUGUUUUCGUUCGACUCGUCCAUCCGUCGGCGUCUCUUCCACCGCUCCCGCUCUUUUGUCGCUCUCUUUUCGCAACGUCUCCUUUUCCAUUCUCUUCUUUCAAUUCCACUUUCUCUUCUCCCUCCUCUCGCCCUUUCUCUCUCUUUCGGUCCGUCAACAAAUAGUGAGGAUUCUCUCCCUCUCUCGCUCUUUCUUCCUCAUUUCUCUCUUGAAAAACGAACCUGUCAAUAUGUUGCAAUGACACCUCGUUCAGAGUGGCUCAGGAACAUGUGUUGACUUGCAAAGUGGGUGCUCGUCGAGCAUAAUUACACUUCUCCCAUUCAAACGUCGCCGCGAUCGGAUUACUUUCUCUCCCGCUACCACUUCACAACUCGCUCUUCUUUUUCUUUUUCGCGCCCAGAUUUUGAAUUGGCUCUCGAGAGUAAACACGAAUUGUUUUUCAAUGAGAAGGUUUCCAUUGAAAUCUAUCCCCCAUCCGUCUUUAUUCUUCCAAUAUGGGAAUGUGCAGCUGGCCGAGUAUCUUCUGCCACCAGCCUAAUCCCAUAUUCAUUAGCACAUCUCGCCAUGGUUGCUUUCCUUUCCAACCCUCUUCUUCAUCUUCUUCUUCUUCUUCCUUUCAUUUUAAAAACGCCGACUUCUUUUCCCCUCUCAUCUUCUUCCUGAGCAGCAAAAACAACAUGUCAAUUUAGUUUUGCAAACCAACUUUUUGCAGUGAUGUCUGUGACCUCUCUAUCUCUCGUCUUCAUGCAAAACUAUAGACGUUUUGAAGAGAGACGAAUGGCUUGGAAACGUUAAAAAGAAGGGGGAAAUAAGCGGUUUUGUUAUGACGUGGCAAUGUGAAACUUCUCUCUCUCUCUCUCUUUCUCUCUCUAUCGCUUCUUAACCAAAAAUCAGCCAAAAACGAUGAUUACAGGUACAGAAUGGACGCCACCGACCGGCUGAUGCCGGGUCCCGAGGGCAAGACACCAAGGUUAGUGCGGUCGGACAAAAUAAAAAACUAGGUCUGAGUGUCCUUUGAACAAAUUCCACUCGAUGAUAACGGCUACAAAAUCUUCCAAUUUCACGACAGUCCGCCCCUUCCUCCGUCCUCCCCCGCUACCAGUCCAUUCCAUUACAUUUCAUCUUGUUCUCGUCUCGGCCUGAUAAAAAAGACCAUUCUGCAGAUUCUACGAGGUCGAUCGGGGCAACAAGACCGAGAGUUACAUCAGUGCGGUGUCUGGUAAUCCGGUGGUUCCCGAGCAUUUGAUGAUGAAGGAGCGACAGCCGGAAGUCGAGGCUCCGAAGUCCUGGGUGCGCCCGACUGCCGUGGCGAAGCCCAAGGAUCCGAACCAGAUAGGAUUGAACGAAGAAGAGUUGGAGCAGUUCAGAAAUGACCCCUGCUGGAAGUUCAUCAGGUAUCGUGAGCCGUCGUAUUCAUCUCUUCUCAAAGGUCACUUUCCCAUUGUACAACUCACUCUUUGCAUUCCCGUGGGCCUGUAAGCAUUCCCGCAAACAAUGGGCGCCAUGCUGUUGCGUAUUUAUCAUUCCCCGGCCCUCAUUCUCUUGGCACCCGGCUAACAUCUUCGUAUUUAGGACCGCUCUGUUCGUUCUCUUCUGGCUCGUCUGGCUCGCUCUCUUCGCCGUCGCCAUCCUUCUCGUCUGCCUUUCCCCUGCGUGCAUCAUCCGGGAGAAGCCGAACUGGUGGCAGACGGCAGUCGCCUAUCAUGUCUGGGUGCCAUCGUUCCAGGAUUCAGACGGAGAUGGAGUCGGCGACGUCCCUGGACUCAUCAAUCGAUUGGAUCAGCUGAGAAAGGCCGGAGUGCAGACUGUGUGGCCUUCUCCGUUCCUUAUUUCCGACGACGAUCAGACGGCGGUGAGAAGCUUUAGCCAGAUGGAUCCGAAGCUUGGAGCGAACCAGAAGGCAGAUGAACUAAUCGAGAAGAUUCAUGAGAAAGGUUAGCCGACGGCCUUGAAUGACAUCAUUCCUUAUCAUUCAUUUCAGAAAUGAAGAUAGUGAUCAGUCUUCCGAUCGCAACGACUUCUCUAGAACACGAGUGGUUCUUGAACUCCGCGACGGCCAGCAAAACUCCGAAUGCCAACUACUCGCAGUUCUACACGUGGGUCAGUAAGGCGGCCGACUCCAAUUAUUUCACCGAGCACAAGAAUCUAUUCUAUCUGCACGAGAAAGGUAUCCGAUUACACUCGGCCGGAUGAUCUUCUAAUGCGCAUCCGACUUCAGGAAAUCCAAAAUCUGCUGUGCUCAACUGGCAGAAUUCCAACUUGAGGGAGCACAUGUUCAAUGCUCUUUCUAAUUGGAUUGACAGGGGAAUCGACGGAUUCGAGUUGCUGGGCAUUGAGUAUUUGGCGAGAACUCCGAACGGAACAGAGCCAGAGUGGAAUGCGAUUUAUGACGUCAUCAGAGACAUCCGGUUCCACGUGGAUUCGUACUCAAACGAAAGUACAAUUGCAAAAGGGAAGAAGAUGUAGGUCAUGUGUCACAUGGAAUCUCAUCAGAAGGUCAUUUUCAGUGCACUGUUUUCGACCAGAGAAGAGGCAAAGGAGAAGGACAAAAAGAGAAUGGCGAAGAGUGGAAUGGACACGGUCAUAAACUACGAAUUGGGAGAAGUCGAGAAAGAUUCCAGUAGGCAUAGGGGGUUCGAAAUCAAGACAAAGCCAUUGUUUCAGAGAUUUGCCACAAGAACGAAGGAUCCGUGGCCACGUGCGUUCACGAGAUUCUCUCGGAUGUUCUGCUCUUCCACUCUUUGAAUGAACAAGUUUGGCCGCAUUGGAGAGUGAGUUACAGGGCUCAAAAUUAUCUUUGAAACAAACGUAUUUUCUCUUCCAGUUCGGCUCCCCCGAUCUCUCCCGUGUGGCCUCUCGCGUCGGCUCGCGUCCACAUGCUCAGCUGCUCAUGAUGCUCCAAAUGGUGCUGCCAGGAACGAACAACAUCUAUUACGGAGAGGAAAUCGGAAUGAGAAAUCUUCCGAACGACACGAAGAUCUCUCCGCAGCGCGGAGCAAUGCAAUGGGAUGAGACUCUGAACGGCGGCUUCUCGUCUGCCAUCGAACCGCCAGUUCCAUCGAACAUUGACGUGGCGAACAUCAACUGGAAGAGACAGUACUCAGAGCCGCAGUCCACUCUGAAGAUCUUCAUGAAACUGGCCAAGCUGAGACAAAGGGAGGAUGCACUGAAAACCGGAACUACUUUGAUCGGACGGCUCGUGGAUGGAGCAUUCACAGUCACACGAUUCAAUCAUUUCGAGAACAGAACUACUGGAAAUGUAGGUUGAUCAUACUGCUGUGAAAAACAAAAAAUGGUGUGAAGUGAGGUGGAAAGAACUGGCGGAAAUCAUGACAAUAUGCAUCUUUUGGCGCUCUCAUAUCAUGCAAGUUUAUCCUAAACUUAAAGGUUUUCUUGAAAAGUCAGGUUGUUUUGGAAGUGACCAUGCAAACAAGUUUCAGUUUCGGGAAAAGUGAACGAGUGCUUGCUCCACCAACAAUCUUCUUUUCAGAUCUACGUGGCCGCUCUCAACUUUGCCGAGCAUCCUGUGAAACUGCCGCUGACCGAUCUUCCGAACAACGAGAAGCUUCUAAAGUCCACGGUACUACUCACCGUACAUCUGUCAAUUCACACUAAUCUCUUCCUUUUCAGAUAGUGACGGCAACGUCGAACAGCGAAGUGUACUACGCCCGUCAGACAGUCGAUUUCGGCUCGAAAGAGAUCGAAUUGGAGCCCAACCAGGGCGUCGUUUUCCGUUAUUCGGCGUGA
Messenger RNA from Caenorhabditis sp. 36 PRJEB53466, 6894 nucleotides. The record is from the annotation of a GenBank genome assembly. NCBI's taxonomy places the organism in Eukaryota, Metazoa, Nematoda, Chromadorea, Rhabditida, Rhabditidae.